This is a messenger RNA of Neomonachus schauinslandi (Hawaiian monk seal), 2888 nucleotides long. RefSeq names its product tsukushi, small leucine rich proteoglycan (gene TSKU). The coding region runs from base 1 to 1401 and encodes 466 amino acids. Gene Ontology annotation, cellular component: extracellular matrix. The record is from RefSeq and is a predicted model, not a curated record. Lineage: Eukaryota; Metazoa; Chordata; Mammalia; Carnivora; Phocidae. Gene Ontology annotation, molecular function: protein binding. The transcript has 3 exons.
AUGAAGGACCAACUUCGCCAGGCAGAGGGCUUCCUGGGGGAGGAGAAUCUGGAUAGAGACUUGAAGAAUGUAGAGGUGCUCCCCUCCCUCGUCUCCCUCCACCAGUUCCAGGUGACUAGAGGACUAGAGUUUUAUAUGUGUCGUCGGGCGGCGGGCCCGAGCCGCCACUGGGCGCCGGGCAGGCGGGGGCGGGGGGCUCCCAGCGGCGGCCGGGGGCCGGGGGGCGGGCCGCGCCGCGCGGAGAAAAGCGCCGGCCGGAGAGCCCGCGGCCGGGCCGCCUCUGUGAGCGCACCGAGGCGGCUGUGGUGCAGGCUUCCAGCCCCCACCAUGCCGUGGCCCCUGCUGCUGCCCCUGCUGCUGUUGCUGGCUGUGAGCGGGGCCCAGACCACCCGGCCAUGCUUCCCCGGAUGCCAGUGCGAGGUGGAGACCUUCGGCCUCUUUGACAGCUUCAGCCUGACCCGCGUGGAUUGCAGUGGCCUGGGCCCCCACAUCAUGCCCGUGCCCAUCCCUCUGGACACAGCGCACCUGGACCUGUCCUCCAACCGGCUAGAGACCGUGAACGAGUCGGUGCUGGCCGGGCCGGGCUACACCACGCUGGCCGGUCUGGAUCUUAGCCGCAACCUGCUCACCAGCCUCUCGCCCACCGCCUUCUCCCGCCUUCGCUACCUGGAGUCGCUUGACAUCAGCCACAACGGCCUGGCAGCUCUGCCGGCUGAGAGCUUCACCAGCUCACCCCUGAGCGACGUGAAUCUCAGCCACAACCGGCUGCGGGAGGUCUCGGUGUCCGCGUUCAGCACCCACAGCCAGGCCCGGGCGCUGCACGUGGACCUCUCCCACAACCUCAUCCACCGCCUCGCGCCGCACCCUGCGGGGGCCGGCCUGCCCACGCCCACCAUCCAGAGCCUGAACCUGGCCUGGAACCGGCUCCGCGCCGUCCCCGACCUCCGGGACUUGCCCCUACGCUACCUGAGCCUGGAUGGGAAUCCGCUGGCCACCGUUGGCCCGGGCGCCUUCCGGGGGCUGGCGGGCCUUACGCACCUGUCCCUGGGCAGCCUGCAAGGUCUCCCCCAGCUGGCGCCCCAUGGCUUCCGUGAGCUGCAGAGCUUGCAGGUCUUGGACCUGUCAGGCAACCCGAAGCUCAAGUGGGCAGGAGCCGAGGUAUUCUCAGGCCUGGGCUCCCUGCAGGAGCUGGACCUGUCGGGCACGGGCCUGGUGCCUCUGCCCGAGACGUUGCUCCUCCACCUGCCAGCACUGCAGAGCAUCAGCGUGGGCCAGGCUGUGCGCUGCCGGCGGCUCGUGCGGGAGGGCACCUACCCUCGGCAGCCUGGCUCCAGCCCCAAGGUGGCCCUGCACUGCGUAGACACCCGGGAAUCGGCUGCUAAGGGCCCCGACACUUUGUGACAAAUGGCGUAGCCUGGGGCCACAUAACGGACUGCUGCCCUGGGCUCCCUCAGGUCCUGGGUAACUUAUAUUUUCAUGUGCCAAUGCCGGGGGGCUGGGGGGACUCAGCAGGCCUCUGUGGCAGCAUCAUCGGAAGAGAGCCGUGGACCUGGGGAGAGGCUUUGGAGCUGGGACCAGCACCCAGGAGCAAAGUCUUGCCCCUCUGUCUAUGUUGUCCCCCAAACCAUAAGUAGAAGGUCUUCGAUGCCAAACCAGACAGCAGUCCCCUGCUGUCCUUCCCCACUUGUCCCCAAAGUGCCUUCCCUCAGGCCUGGGCCAGCCCGACCCGUGAUAGGAGGAGGCUGGAAGGAAGCCGCUGCGACAGAGCAGAGGUCAGGCCCACGGCUGAGCAUCCCCUUGGGCCCGCGGUCCAGUCACUCAGGGGCAUGGGCUGCUUUUAUGAGGUAGCCCCCCUCUUUGCUCUGGGCACAUGAGACCCACCUCAUCCUUUUCUUUUCCUCUAGAACCCUGGGUAGAACCUUAGUCCUGGAAGGGAGUAGAGAAAAAAUCAAGUGCGCCUCCUCAUGUGACAGAUGGGGCAACUAAGGUCUAGAGAAGGAACGUGGCUAACUGAGGUACUAGAGCGGAGGCGUAGCUGGCCCCAGCACCCUGCCUCCCAGUGAGGCCCUUUGCACUUUUCUGUCUUCUCUAAAUCAUGCCCUCUGUCCCCUUCUUGGGUUCCUCCAUCCUGCCAUGUGCACCCUUGCCCUGUCAUUCCCAGGACAGGCAAGGGCCUCGGAGGUGGGACUCUGGGCCCCGUAACCAGCUGUGUGGCACACGAUGUCAGUUCACCGCAGAGCCUCUGGAAGCUUCAGGCAUGCCAGUCCCAAGCCCUACCAGUUUCCCACUCUGGCGUGGGGUCCCCGGCGUCAAGACUGGAAAUUCAUCCAUUGACCCCUGAGGUAAAUUGCCUCUCAUGGACUCAGCAAGGAGUCGAUGUAGUCCUGGAAACGCGCAGGGGCCUCCUGGAUUCCUCCCCCACUGGCCCUGAGCUCCACAGCCUGUCUCCCCCAUCCUUCAGGAGGCAGGUGCCCGCAUCAGAGUUUAUGCUCCACCCCAGGUGGCAUCUCAGCUUCCCAGCCCUGGGCUCUUUCCUUAGUCUUUGUUUUAUAAAAGUUGUUGCCUUUGUAAUGGACUGUCCCUUCAACCACCCCACCCCCCACCCCUGCCGGCAGGGGAUGGAAACGUGUCAUUUGUAAAAAGAAGAAAAGCAUUGCGUUUGUUAACUUUUGUAAUACUGUGUCCUGGGGAUGCGUUGAGGGAGGAGGUGUGGGGUGGAAGCCGGGGUGCAUGUGGCCCAUUGGGCCUCAGGGGGCUGGUCCCACAGAGAUGCCGACAGGACAAGGAGAGCUCUGUCCUCCCCCACCUGCCCCACCCUACACCUAACUGGUCCUUGACUGAAUAAACACUAUAAAGAGUCCCUCUUUCCAUCCUUUGACUGGCAUCCA